Helobdella robusta is the source of this 672-nucleotide messenger RNA. RefSeq lists its product as hypothetical. The transcript is spliced from 5 exons. NCBI's taxonomy places the organism in Eukaryota, Metazoa, Annelida, Clitellata, Rhynchobdellida, Glossiphoniidae. Gene Ontology annotation, molecular function: ubiquitin binding. Bases 1 to 672 code for a protein of 223 amino acids. Gene Ontology annotation, biological process: proteasome-mediated ubiquitin-dependent protein catabolic process. The record is from RefSeq and is a predicted model, not a curated record.
AUGGAUGUACAUCGUGCGGCGUGGGUAGUACAUCCUUUGGGGCACGAAAGUUUAGCAAAGGACUUCAUUCAAGAUAUAAAUGAUGGAUACUUUCCAUCACAACUGCAGUCUGAUUAUCCCGACGGAGUUCCAUUGCAGGUGGAUGAUAGAAGAAACAAACUGUAUCUUAUUAGCAACAAAAACAAUCACUUCUCUUCCAAGACCAAUAAAAGCGCUUUCCAAGAUUUUCAAAAUGAUAUUCAAGCUGAAUCAAGCAAAACAAAUCAUUAUUUAAAUAAAUUUCCUCCUCUAUUUAUAAGAAACGGAGAUAUUAACUACAUUAGAAGCGGUGCUAAAUCUUUCGUCCAGGACGAGGAAAUUUUAUUUAAAGUCAUACAAGAUGAUAAUUAUUGCGAAUCUAGCGGUAUUUGUCUAAAAAUUCGUUUCACCACUGGUUGUCAAACGUACAUGUUGCACGUGAAUGUGCGUGAUACGAUAGAAAGUGUUAUGACAAUAAUUAGAGAGGAAUUGUUAAAAGUAAAGAGAAAAAUUAAUGACUUCGAACUAUUUUCUACACAUCCAACACGUGUCUACAGUGAACUGGAACAGACGUUGGUAUCAUGUGGCAUCAACCACAACAUGCUUCUCUAUGCUAGAUAUAGACCAGAAACUAAAAAAACAAUUUUCUAUUAG